AUGAUAUUCAUAGAUGCUCACUUUUGUUUAGAUCCUGCAGUUUCUUAUCAUCGACCCAGACUCUGUCCCAGUGCUGCGAAAUACGGAGCUGCGGAAAUAUUUGAAAACAGCACUCAAAUUGGUGCGGAUCCUAUUGAUAUUUUCUGCCAUGUCAAUGGUAUCAUGUAUAUCACUACUUUUAAUCAUAAUCAAAAUGAAACAGUCCAGACGAUUGGCACAACCAACCAGACCCGAAUCAUCAACUAUAAUUCUUCUUGGCCAUUGAGCCUCUUCGUGACAAUUCGGGAUGAUAUUUAUGUAGCUAACAGUGGAUCCACGCACCAAGUACAUGUGUGGAAGAAUCAAACCAACGUCCAGAAAGUCACAAUGAAUAUUACAAGUGCUUGUUACGGUCUUUUUGUUGACACAGAGGAAAAUGUGUAUUGUUCGAUACCCGAUGAGCACAGAGUUAUUAAAGGAAAAUUGGAUGGCAACAAAACACUGAACUAUAGCAUUGCUGCAGGAACUGGGUCUAGAGGAUCAGCCAUGGAUAUGCUACAUAUUCCCUAUGGAAUUUUUGUUGAUACCAACUUUGACUUGUAUGUGGCAGAUUGUGGUAAUAACAGAAUUCAACGCUUUCAUAAGGAAAAUUUAACUGGGGUAUCAGUCGCAGGGAAUGGGACGAAUCAAACGAAUGAACUUCAAUGUCCAACUUCAGUCAUCCGUGGUCUUGAUGGUUAUUUAUAUAUUUUACAUAAAGGGUUUCACGUUGUUGUUUCAUAUUCUGACGGUUUUUUCAAGCCGGUACCUUACGAUGGACAGAAAUCGAUAUCGAUAUCACCAUAUCCAACGAUUCUAAAACUAAAUUUUGACCGUCUUGGAAAUAUAUUUGUUUACGAUUGGAUUAAUAGUAGUAUAUAUAAGUUUACUCUAUUAAAAACGGGUUGCAACUCAUUUGAACCAGCACCUUGCCCAGAUCCAUUGAAGAUGGGUCCACAAUGUAAUAUUUCGAAUACUUACUGUUCCAAGACUAAACCUUGUAUGCAUAAUGGAAAAUGUAACGAUAUAGCGAGUAACACACCUCCUUAUAAUUGCACUUGCCCAAUGGGUUUCAAUGGUAUUGAUUGCGAGCUUGAUGAACGACUUUGUAAACCACAUAAAUGUUUGAAUAAUGGCAACUGUAGCAAUGAUACAUUGGACACUGAUUGUGAAUGUGUCCGUGGUUGGGAAGGAGCUUACUGUGACAGAUUGAUAGAUAAUUGUACUAAUAAACCAUGUGAAAAUAAUGGUGUAUGUCGACAAUUAUUAUUGAAUUAUUCAUGUGAGUGUCUUGGUGAUAGUUAUUAUGGUCGUCAUUGUGAAAAGACUGCACAGAAAACUGUUGUUUUUCAAAUGGUUUCAAAAUCAUUUGCUUAUAUUGCAAUCAUUGCUUUGACAUUAGUUGCUGGAUUUAUUAUCACACUGGAUAUAUUGAAAUAUUGUUUUGGUAUUGAUCCGGCAAGUGAUGAGUUAGAAAGAAUUCGACGACAUAAUCAAAAGAAAAAACCAACACCUAUGAUUCAAAGAUUGGUUUACGCCGAUACACCGUCAUCAAUGGUCGCGAAAAGUACAUCAUCUGGUGAGAAAAUAUCUGCCAAGAAUUCAUAA
Rotaria socialis is the source of this 1626-nucleotide messenger RNA. NCBI's taxonomy places the organism in Eukaryota, Metazoa, Rotifera, Eurotatoria, Philodinida, Philodinidae. The record is from the annotation of a GenBank genome assembly.